Molecule: messenger RNA, 911 nt
Organism: Scutellospora calospora
Lineage: Eukaryota; Fungi; Glomeromycota; Glomeromycetes; Diversisporales; Gigasporaceae
Source: the annotation of a GenBank genome assembly
UUCUGAGAACAGCAACAUAGAUCGAGGAGAUUUAGGGAAAGAAUUUAUGAAAACAGCUUUCACGGCUCCUGUAUUUUACCGAGCAUUUCACGCUUCACGACCUGCUUUUCAAGUAAUUGCUACAGAACCUUUAAGAGCUAAAGAAGCACCAUCAACGAUCUCGAGUAAAUACCCAGUAAUUGACCACACAUAUGAUGCAAUUGUAGUUGGUGCUGGUGGUGCUGGCUUACGUGCCGCUUUUGGUCUUUCAGAAGCCGGAUUUAAUACGGCAUGUAUCACAAAAUUAUUUCCUACGAGGUCUCACACAGUUGCCGCACAGGGAGGCAUUAAUGCUGCACUUGGUAAUAUGAGUGAAGAUGAUUGGCGUUGGCACAUGUAUGAUACUGUUAAAGGUAGUGACUGGCUUGGAGAUCAAGAUGCAAUACAUUAUAUGUGUCGCGAAGCACCUAAUGCUGUAAUUGAGCUUGAACAUUACGGUGUACCAUUCUCACGAACUGAGGAGGGUAAAAUCUAUCAAAGAGCUUUUGGUGGACAAAGUUUAAACUUUGGACAAGGCGGUCAAGCAUAUCGGUGUGCUGCUGUUGCUGACCGUACCGGUCAUGCUCUUUUGCAUACGUUAUAUGGUCAAUCUUUAAGACAUGAUACCAAAUAUUUUAUCGAAUAUUUUGCACUUGAUCUUUUAAUGGAAGAUGGUGUAUGCCGCGGUGUUAUUGCUAUAAAUCAGGAAGAUGGUACCUUACAUCGUUUCCGUGCUCAUAAAACUGUAUUGGCCACUGGUGGUUAUGGUCGUACAUAUUUUUCGUGUACAAGUGCGCAUACAUGCACUGGUGAUGGAAAUGCAAUGGUUGCUCGCGCUGGGUUACCUUUACAAGAUUUAGAAUUCAUUCAAUUCCAUCCUACUGGUAUUUAUG